Phoenix dactylifera (date palm) is the source of this 1544-nucleotide messenger RNA. Its product is annotated as U-box domain-containing protein 8. Gene Ontology annotation, molecular function: ubiquitin-protein transferase activity. Gene Ontology annotation, biological process: protein ubiquitination. The record is from RefSeq and is a predicted model, not a curated record. NCBI's taxonomy places the organism in Eukaryota, Viridiplantae, Streptophyta, Magnoliopsida, Arecales, Arecaceae.
GUCUUUCUCUCUCUCCUGAGUUCGUCGGUCCUUCCUCCUCUCUUCUCCCCUGGUCUCCUCCCUUCCCAAAAUAACACCCCCGAAUCCCCAAACUCCUCUCUCUCUCUCUCUCUCUCUCUCGCUCGCUCGCUCGCUCGCUGAGCAAGCGGGCCCGAUGGAAGUGGAGUUCCCGGACGACUUCCGGUGCCCGAUCUCCCUGGAAGUCAUGUCCGACCCGGUGAUCCUAUCCUCUGGUUACACCUUCGACCGCGCCUCCAUUCAGCGCUGGCUCGACUCCGGUAACCGCACCUGCCCGGUGACGAAGCUCCCACUUCCACCUCGCCCCUCUCUCAUCCCCAACCACGCCCUCCGCAGCUUAAUUUCCAACUUUGCCCCCGCCGGCGUCCCCAAAACCCCUCCCUGCCCCUCCCCCGACCCCCACGCCCUCCUCGCCUCCCUCUCCUUCCCCGCCAACGCCGACACCCUCGCCGCCGUCCUCCGCCUCUCCAAGCGGAGCGCCGCCUUCCGCCGCCUCGCCCUAGACGCCGGCGCCUCCUCCGUACUCCUCCGACACGCCGGCUCCGGCGACCGCCCCGACCUCCAGGACCUCGCCCUCCGCGCCCUCCUCCACCUCAGCCUCGACGGCGACGACGCCCGCGUCGGCCUCGUCGCCGAGGGCGCCGUCGACCGCCUCACCGCCGCCCUCCGCUCCCCCUCCGCCGCCGCGGCCCUCGCCGCUACUUGCCUCACCAGCCUCGCCAUGGUCGAGGUCAACAAGUGCACCAUCGGCGCUCACCCCUCCGCGAUCGCAGCCCUGGCGGCGCUCCUUCGGGAGGGGAAGGGCCGGGAGCGCCGCGAGGCGGCUACCGCCCUCUACGAGCUCUGCAAGUUCCCGGAGAAUCGCCGGCGGGCGGUGCGUGCCGGCUCCGUCCCGGCCCUCAUCGACCUUGCCGGCAAUGGUUCAGAGAGGGCGGUGGAGGUGCUGGGCCUCCUCGGGAAGUGCCGGGAGGGACGGGAAGAGAUGAAGAGGGUCGAUGGAUUCGUUCGGGUCUUGGCCGGGGUUUUGAGAUACGGCAGUUCCAGGGGCAUCGAGAACGCUCUAUUCGUGCUCAAUUUGGUCUGCUCUGAUGGCAAAGAGAUGGCCUUGGAGGCGAGAAAAGAAGGAACUUUCGAGCUUUGCUUGGCUUUGGCUGGCGACGAGAAUGGGAGGAUUGGGAAGAAUGCGGUGGGAUUGGCUCGGACCCUGGAGAAUGGACCACUGGUCAACUUCUUAUGAAUUGGGCCUCUUCGUCUUCUCGGGUUGCCAAAAUUUUGCAUCGAAAUCCAUCUGAGUUAUCUGACAGAGGUGAGUGGAGCUGCUGCAAUGAUUAACGAGUUUCUUUUCUCUGUUUUAGCUUAGAUGUCUGCUCUGUAAAAAAGGACGUUCUUUUUGAAAGCUUUUCUCUUCUAGUUUUGUAAAAUUGGAAUAAGUAUUCCGGUUCAUAUCAAAAAGGCUGUAGCUUGUUAAUCAAACCUGUAACUGUUCGGAUGGAAAUACAAUCUGGUAAUUAUAUUGUUUCUUUCCA